CACGACCGGUUGGCCAGCGUGUGACUGCUCGCUGCCAUGAAGGCAGACUGCUUUCCUUCGGCUGUCACUACAUGGGACUGGAGGUUUUAAGAGCGACAAAUAACUUUUCUUUUUUUGGGGGGGGAGAUUUGACCCUAAAACCGACUCCUAAAGCAGUCUCAGUGGGAUUCAACCAUGGUUUCCAUAGAGCACGUGGCUCACAAAAUAUUAACGUAUGUUCCGUAUGUUCUUGUUUUGUUUGACAUGCGAUACGAAGGAGUCCACUGUGGUAGGGAGGCUGGUGUGGACAACCACAUGGAAAUGGGCAAGAAGCUGCUUGCAGCUGGACAGCUAGCUGAUGCUCUCUCUCAUUUCCAUGCUGCUGUGGAUGGCGAUCCCAAGAACUACCUGGCCUACUACAGGAGAGCCACGGUCUAUUUAGCCAUGGGGAAGUCCAAAUCAGCUCUACCAGACUUGAGCAGAGUCAUAGAACUCAAACCGGAUUUCACAUCUGCACGGCUUCAGAGAGGAAACCUCCUACUGAAGCAAGGAAAGCUGGAUGAAGCAGCCAUUGACUUCCAGAAUGUGUUGAAGGCCCACCCCAGUGACAAGGAGUCGUCGGAGGCCCAGAGUCAGCUGACAAAAUCAGAUGAACUGCAGCGGCUGGUAGCUCAGGCCAAGAGCAGCUACAACAGCAAGGACUACAUAGGAGCUGCGUCACUGCUCGACACCAUCAUUGAGACUUGCGUUUGGGACGUAACCUCUCGCGAGAUGCGGGCCGACUGUUUUAUUCAGGUGGGCGAGACUGGGAAGGCCAUCAGCGACCUCAAAGCAGCCUCAAAGUUGAAGAACGACAACACGCAGGCCUUUUACCAACUCAGCACCAUUUACUACCACCUGGGAGACCAUGAAAUGUCCCUCAUGGAGGUGCGCGAGUGUCUAAAGCUGGACCCCGAUCACAAGCAGUGCUACAGCCACUACAAGCAGGUCAAGAAGCUCAACAAACAGAUCCGGUCUGCAGAGGAACUCAUUCAUGAGCAGAGGUACGACGACGCGGUAAGUAAAUACGAGGCGGUGAUGACGACCGAGCCUUACGUGCCACAUUUCACCAUCCUGGCCAAGGAACGCAUCUGCCAUGCAAUGACACAUGGUCAGCAGACUGCCAAAGCAAUCUCCGUGUGUAGCGAAGUACUCCAGUCUGAGCCGCACAAUGUCAACGUGCUGAAGGACAGAGCGAAGGCUUACAUUCAGGAAGGACUGUAUGAGGAUGCCAUUAAGGAUUAUGAAAGUGCGUCGCAACACAGCGAGAAUGACCGUCAGAUCAAAGAAGGUCUGGAAGAAGCUCAGCGGCUUCUCAAACAGUCGAAGAAGAGAGAUUAUUAUAAGAUCUUAGGAGUGAAAAGGACCGCCCAGAAAAAGGAGAUCAUCAAAGCUUACAGGAAACUGGCCCAACAAUGGCACCCUGACAACUUCCAUGAUCCAGAGGAGAAGAAAAAAGCUGAGCAGAAGUUUAUAGACAUCGCUCAAGCCAAGGAAGUCCUCACUGACCCAGAGAUGAGGAACAAGUACGACCACGGCGAAGACCCGAUGGACCCGGAGAGCCAACAGGGUCAUCGCGGCGGCCAUCACUUCCACGGAGGCUAUCAAAAUUUUCAGGGCUUUAACCCGUUCGGAUCAGGACCUUUCAACUUUAAAUUCAACUUCAACUGAGGACUUCAAGAUGAUGUCAUUUCCUCCACUUAGAGGGCAGACCGCUGUGACCUUAAUUAAAGCUAUUUUCUUUACAUGUGGAACUGGAAUCAUCCAUUAGGGGGGAGGGGAUGGACGAUUGGUUGCUAUGCAAACAAAAAGCACCCGGAGCAAAGAGUUCCUUCCAAAGUAUGUAUUGUUUUCUCAAUGAUACACGUCUGUUCAGGAAAAUCUUUUUGUACGCUAUUUUUAUAUGAAGGGGAAUGUGUUGAGCUGUAAAUAAAGAUAUUUAUGUGGUA
Messenger RNA from Entelurus aequoreus (snake pipefish), 1967 nucleotides. RefSeq names its product DnaJ (Hsp40) homolog, subfamily C, member 3a (gene dnajc3a). Gene Ontology annotation, molecular function: misfolded protein binding; protein-folding chaperone binding. The record is from RefSeq and is a predicted model, not a curated record. Gene Ontology annotation, cellular component: endoplasmic reticulum. Gene Ontology annotation, biological process: protein folding in endoplasmic reticulum. The transcript is spliced from 12 exons. Bases 175 to 1689 code for a protein of 504 amino acids. Lineage: Eukaryota; Metazoa; Chordata; Actinopteri; Syngnathiformes; Syngnathidae.